Messenger RNA from Pseudopodoces humilis (Tibetan ground-tit), 1382 nucleotides. The record is from RefSeq and is a predicted model, not a curated record. NCBI's taxonomy places the organism in Eukaryota, Metazoa, Chordata, Aves, Passeriformes, Paridae.
UGAGAAUCUCAUCACUUAUCAUCAAACUUUAACUGAUUUUGCUGUAUUGGUCUCUGAACAACUGCACAAAAUAGUAUUUUUUCAGAGCCCAGCACCAUACCCAGAAGAUGGAACCAGUCCCUCUGUGACAUCAGCCCCAGGGCCAAGGGCACAGCAGCAGUGCAGAUUCUGUGGGCACUACAUUAGCAGCUGCACUGGUGGUGACAAGCUUUCUCUCCUUGCAGCUAACUUGUGUCUCUGACAGCAAUGAUUUUGUUGUGCAUCCUCAUCCUGCUGGCUAUGUGCGGGCCUGCACAUGGCAUCUGUGGACAAACCUGUGGGCUCCGGCCCAUGGGUACUGCCCUCGGCUCAUCACGCGUUGUGGGUGGCACAGAUGUCGCACCAGGCUCUGGAGCCUGGGCUGGGAUUGCCAGUAUCCGUUGCUUCUGGAACCCACCAGUAUCUGUGCAUGUCUGUGGAGGGACCCUCAUCAGCUCAAAGUGGCUCCUGACAGCUGCCCACUGCUUCAUCAACAUCACAAAUCCCAUCAGCCAGUGGGCCAUCGUGCUCGGGGCCACCUCGUUGGGCCAGACAGGCCCUGAUGUGGUAGUGCGCCGGAUUAAGCGGCUGAUCAUGCAUGAAAAUUAUAUUCCUCAACUUGAGUAUAACGACAUCGCCUUGCUGGAAUUGGACCGGCCAGUCCCAUGCAGCUCCUCCAUUCAGACCGCCUGCCUGCCUGGUCCUGGAGUGAAAGUGUCUGAGCUGAAAAACUGUUAUGUUGCUGGCUGGGGUGACAGAAUUGUAAAAUCUUCAGGUAGAGAUAUCCUGCAGCAGGCCAAGGUGCAAGUCGUGGAUAACAAGCUCUGCAACAGUAGUGAGUGGCUGAAUGGGUACAUCUACGACUUCCACGUGUGUGCUGGGCAGGGCGGCGUUGGUACCUGCCAGGUAGGAGAGUGCUAUGAAUCCCCCACACCCCAGCAUUUUGGGCAGCCCCAUCACACCACCCAAAUGCAGCCCAGCACCUGCUUUCCCUGGCUCUCCCAGCCCCAGUUCUGCACUGCUGCUGGAGCUUCCAUCCCCUUUCCCAUCCAUGGAUCCUUGCUCAGUGAGGUCCAGACACCAACCCUGAAACAUCCAAGCACAGGGGAGACAGAGCCCUACCUUACAGGCCUCCAACCUGCUCCCAAAGGUGUCAAGGUUCUGCAGGUUCCAGCACUUGAGCCUUGCUCUGCCGGGAAUCCAGUUCUGGCAGGAGCUGGGAGAAUACAGGAGCCAACUCUUAACUGCUGACAGGGGCAUGCCAAAGCACCUUAAUCCUCUCUGCUCUGCUUCAGGGUGACAGUGGGGGGCCUCUUGUCUGCCAAGAUAAGCAUGCUGACUUCUUCUGGCAAAUUGGUGUGACC